AACGCUCUACAGGCGAGCAGACAUCCGUGCCUAGUCUAAGCGCGGUGGUAGAACCGGGAGGUUCUCCAGUGCUGUAUCACGCUCUGCCUUUGAAGACCACAGGUCAUGGUUCACAAAUAUGAGUUUAACUGAAGACAGUACGAUGGCAUCCUCACCCCGUGAACUAACUCAGAACCCGCUGAAAAAAAUCUGGAUGCCAUGCAAAAAUGGUCUUCCAGAAAAAAACAUUUGCCAAAGGAAGGUGGGCAUGACUAACUGCCCCACCCUAAUAGUCACGGUGGGCCUCCCGGCCAGAGGGAAGACCUACAUCUCCAAGAAGCUGACUCGCUACCUCAACUGGAUCGGCGUCCACACCAAAGAGUUCAACGUUGGGCAGUACAGAAGAAAAUGUAUGAAGAGCUACAAGUCCUUUGAGUUUUUCCGUCCCGACAAUGAGGAGGGCUUAAAGAUUAGGCAGCAGUGUGCGUUGGCAGCACUUGCCGAUGUCCAGCGGUACCUGACAGAGGAGGGAGGACAGGUGGCGGUGUUUGAUGCCACCAAUACAACGAGGGAGAGAAGAGAGACCAUCCUGAGGUUUGCAGAACAGAAUGGCUAUAAGGUCUUCUUUGUGGAGUCUUUAUGUGAAGACCCUGAUGUUAUUGCAGGAAACAUAGUGCAAGUUAAACUAUGCAGUCCAGACUAUGUGGACUGCAACACGGAGGAAGCAAUAGAUGACUUCAUGAAGAGAAUAAAGUGUUAUGAGAACUCAUACCAGCCUUUGGAUGAGGUUCUUGACCGGGAACUGUCAUUCAUCAAAAUCAUGGACGUUGGCCGGAGAUACCUGGUAAACAGAGUCCUUGACCACAUUCAGAGCCGCAUCGUCUAUUACCUCAUGAACAUCCACAUCACACCGCGCUCCAUCUACCUGUGUCGACAUGGGGAGAGUGAACUCAAUCUCAAGGGUCGCAUUGGGGGAGACUCUGGCCUGUCUGUACGGGGGAAGGAGUUUGCGAAGUGCCUGGGUAGGUUUAUCCAGGAGCAGAACAUCAGCGACUUGAAGGUGUGGACCAGUCAGAUGAAGCGGACAAUCCAGACAGCAGAAGCACUCGGCCUGCCUUACGAACAGUGGAAAGCGCUAAAUGAGAUUGACGCGGGUGUGUGUGAAGAGAUGAUGUAUGAGGAGAUCCAGGAAUCUUACCCUUCGGAGUUCGCCUUGCGGGACCAGGACAAAUACCGCUAUCGCUACCCCAAGGGGGAGUCAUAUGAGGACCUGGUGCAGCGACUGGAGCCUGUGAUCAUGGAGCUGGAGAGGCAGGAGAACGUGUUGGUCAUCUGUCACCAGGCAGUCAUGCGCUGCCUCUUGGCUUAUUUCCUGGAUAGGUCUGCAGAGGAGUUGCCUUACCUUAAGUGUCCUUUGCACACCAUACUGAAACUUACCCCUGUGGCUUAUGGCUGUAAGGUGGAAUCUAUCUCCCUGAAUGUGGAGGCAGUGAACACGCACAGGGACAGACCAGAGAAUGUAAACAUUUCACGGAUGGCUGAGGAGGCUCUGCUCACGGUUCCUGCUCACCAAUGCUGUUAAUCAUGUUGUGUUCUCAUGUGUUUUUAAAUUGUAUGCAAUUUAGGAUUAGGGUUGGCGCAGUUCCAUUUAACAGCUCGAGACUGCUGUCUAAGAGAAAUGAAAAUGUCUAUGGAAGUCUUGUACAUUUGUCUUUUCAGUUAUUCUUUGCCUUGACACAUUAUGCUUGUCCUAACCUCAUUCUUUCUUUCGUUCAUUCAUUGCAGAUGUUAAAUUUAAGAACUGUUGGUUUUCUGAGUCUAAACUGUACAUGUUGUAAUUUUUUUUUAUUUUGCAUGUAAAAAAUGACAAGACUUCCAGUCUGUUUUUGUUAUUGAUCAGGAAACACUAACUCUUUCGUUACAAUCAUUCUUGUGUUGUGAAUCGGUCCUUCUGACAUUUGAAAAAUGCAAUAUUUGUUCUGUUCUGUUUUGUUUAAAAGCAGAAAUGUUGUCAUGUUAUAGUAAGGAAGGCACUUCAUACGUGAAGGAUUCUUUUGAAGUUUAAUGUUGGCAAGUCUCAUAUUUUCAGCCGAAAUGUCCUGCUAAAUGGGUGCUCAGACGCAACUGUGAAGCUUGUGCAUUAUCUUGAUGUACAGAAACAUGUAGGAUGUUUGUCCUGUGUCUUGUGUGUCUUUAUCCGCCACUUGUUUUUAUUUCCACCCAGGUUUUGUCAGUGCUACAUUGCCACAGUUUCAGUGUUGUAUUGGCUGGGUACUAGUUUAACUUCGUCCACAUUCCUGUGACCUCAAGCCUUUAACAACAUUACCUUGACAUAGUGCCUGGAUCCAUUAGUAAGGAUUAAUAUUAACUGGAAAGACAGUCCCUACAAAUGCACAUUAAAAUACAAACGUGUGUGAGUGUGAUAUUAAGCUACAAUAACAUUCUGAUAUUUAGCUGGAUUGCGUAUCAGAGUUCCAUUUUCACAGAAAUAGUUGAUAUAUUAAGCAGUAUUUCAGUGCUCCGUGUUUAACACUCAUGUUUUGACUAAGUAAAACAUAUUUUAAACAUGGGCUCUAAUUUUUCACAAGGAACCCUUUGCAAAUGGGGAAAAAUGCUAAGUAUUGUAGCAGGUAUGUUAUUGGGACCAGGUGAAUAGCUGUGUAGAUGAGCAGUUAAAAGUAUAUCUGUAUACAAACUUCCAGAUGCAGAUUAAGAAUUAUGGUGGUGAUUUGAUAUCGGUGACUCCUAGCAGUGGCCAAAGGCUUCAGGGUCUGACCCCUGCCUGCCCCCCUCCCUUUUCUAGGCCGUGGACUCGGUCCAGCACUUUAUUUAUCUGACAUCAGGUUGCAGUGGUCAGCAGUGGUUUACAAUCUCAGAACACGCACCUACCUAAGGAUUCCAAAACUUUUUUUUUUUGUAAACGACUGAUGAAUGGAUUUUUUUUUUUUUUUCCAACUGGGAUAGAUGUGAUUACUGCUUUAAGUUAAUUUAUAUAUAGAUGUCUUAUUACAAAUUCUGAUCUCAAGAUAUUGUAUUAAUUUGAUUUGUAAUGUUUUGCUUUAAAUUUAAAGAGGAGAAAAAGAAAUAAAUCCAUGAGCUGUU
Messenger RNA from Brienomyrus brachyistius, 3081 nucleotides. Its product is annotated as 6-phosphofructo-2-kinase/fructose-2,6-bisphosphatase 4-like. Gene Ontology annotation, molecular function: fructose-2,6-bisphosphate 2-phosphatase activity; ATP binding; 6-phosphofructo-2-kinase activity. Gene Ontology annotation, biological process: fructose metabolic process; fructose 2,6-bisphosphate metabolic process. Gene Ontology annotation, cellular component: cytosol. The transcript has 15 exons. The record is from RefSeq and is a predicted model, not a curated record. Lineage: Eukaryota; Metazoa; Chordata; Actinopteri; Osteoglossiformes; Mormyridae. The coding region runs from base 119 to 1561 and encodes 480 amino acids.